Seriola aureovittata is the source of this 1276-nucleotide messenger RNA. RefSeq names its product protein SCO2 homolog, mitochondrial (gene sco2). Lineage: Eukaryota; Metazoa; Chordata; Actinopteri; Carangiformes; Carangidae. Gene Ontology annotation, biological process: mitochondrial respiratory chain complex IV assembly. The transcript has 2 exons. The coding region runs from base 296 to 1126 and encodes 276 amino acids. The record is from RefSeq and is a predicted model, not a curated record.
UUAAAAAGAGAGGGAAACUUUGCUUUUACGUUUACGUGGAUUUCCAACGUUUCUUAUUUUACAACCGGUAGAAAUAUAUAUAUUUUUUUGUAUUUAUUUCUGUCGAAUCAGAGAACGUGAAAUGAAACUAGUUUUAUGUAAAUGCGGUUCAUGUGUUUCACAACCGGCAGUUUGACGGUUACGAGUGAUUCCGGAGGCUGAAGACGACAGGUCGGUGAACACUUCUACACAUAAACUUCCCGCGUCUGCACUUAACUAACGAAGGCUGCGGGUACCGGAGGACGUUGAGUUGAAGAUGUCGGGGCUGCGGUUCAUUGUGAGUGGACUGCGUGGAGGAGGAAGACUCCUGAGAAGUCUUCCUCACGUCCAGAAGACGUGCGUGUCCUCAGAGACCCCCCACAUCAGACUGUACGGAGGUCCUCCUCGUCUUCCUCUGAGGACUCAGCUGUGUUUCCUGUCUCAGGGCCGGGACCCGUCCCCCUCUGCAGCUAAACUGAAGCUGAGGACUCGUCUGCUGGUGACUCUGCUGUUCGGCGGCGGCUUGCUGGCCGUGUGGUUGUACGUGUACUCGGAGAAGCAGCAGAAGUUGCGGCAGCAGCGGAUCCAGCAGCUGCAGCGGGUGGCUCUGGGUCAGGGGAGCUUCAGCCUCCUGGACCACAGGGGGCAGCGCAGGACCAAGCGGGACUUCCUGGGCAGCUGGGUGCUGAUGUACUUCGGCUUCACGCACUGCCCCGACAUCUGCCCCGAGGAGCUGGACAAGCUGAGCGCCGUGGUGUCGGCUCUGGACCGGGACGCCUCGCUGCCGCCGGUCCAGCCCCUCUUCAUCACCGUGGACCCGGAGAGGGACGACGUGCCGGCGCUGGCCCGAUACAUCAAAGACUUCCACCCCCGCCUGAUCGGACUGACGGGUACGUCAGAGGAGGUGAAACACGCAGGACAAGACUACAGAGUGUACGCCAGCCCCGGACCCAAAGACGAGGACGGAGACUACAUCGUGGAUCACACCAUCCUGAUCUACCUCAUCAGUCCUGACGGGCUGUUUCUGGACUACUACAACAGGACGAAGGACCAGGAGCAGAUCACCGAGAGCGUCAGGAACCACAUCAAGAACUACAUCCGACUCUGAGGAACCGGACUGAAACGUUAACGCUGCAGACUCCUGGAACCUGGAAAUGUUAUAUACAUGAAUGACUGAGGCAGCUCCUGGACCUUCCCCCAGAUCACAUCACAUUUAUGUUGUAUGAAGCACACACCACGAAUAAAGAUUAAACCUCAA